Messenger RNA from Corythoichthys intestinalis (scribbled pipefish), 4529 nucleotides. RefSeq names its product protein tyrosine phosphatase non-receptor type 9b (gene ptpn9b). The record is from RefSeq and is a predicted model, not a curated record. The transcript is spliced from 14 exons. Bases 562 to 2751 code for a protein of 729 amino acids. Gene Ontology annotation, molecular function: protein tyrosine phosphatase activity. NCBI's taxonomy places the organism in Eukaryota, Metazoa, Chordata, Actinopteri, Syngnathiformes, Syngnathidae. Gene Ontology annotation, biological process: protein dephosphorylation.
AUGACGGACUUUUCUCCUGUUUCUAACCAGUAGGAACCGUGUAACACACUACAGUUCAUGGGACAGCACAACCGACACUUUUCUGUAACGUUUUUUGACCCAGCCUGUUCUAGGGAACGCUAGGCUGCCGACGGCAGCCUCCUUGGGGCGACUGACUCCGGUCAGCUAGAUGGAGGACUGGAUGAUCUUUGAAGCAAAAAAAUCAGCUGAGUUCGGCUCCAGCAAACCCUCAAAUCUAGUGAGGGUAAGCAGUAAAGCAAACGGAGGGAUUAAUUAAGGAAAUUUGUAUUUGCUACAGUAUAUUCUGAAUAAUUGAGUUCUGAAUAGAAAUAGUGAAUACGUACUUAUAUUUUGACUUCAUUUUUUAGUUUCACUCUGUCAAUCUGCUGAUGUGAAGAUUGUAAAUGAAAUCUGCAAACUACUCUGAGGACAUGUCUUGCAUGCAGAAGGUGUUGUUGUUUCAGGAGUCAGGCUGUGGAGGAGUUCCUGAGUGAGGUGCGCAACAGGGAGCAGCCUCACUGCGCCGGGCUCGUCUCCCAACCCACAGCUGUUAAAUUUCUUAUGGCCCGCAAGUUUGACGUCUUCCGAGCUGUUGACCUCCUCCAAGCAUACAAGAACACGAGAAUCAAAGAGGGGAUAAUAAAUAUCAACCCUGAAGAGGAGCCUCUCCGUUCUGAGCUGCUCAGUGGCAAAUUCACCGUCCUGCCUGGACGUGAUGCAAAUGGUGCUGCGCUCGCGCUUUUCACAGCUCGCCUCCAUCGGCCGGAUGUGACCACUCACAAAGCUGUGCUGCAGGCCAUCAUUUAUCAGUUGGAUAAAGCCAUAGACAGUGUUCAAACCCAGCGAGACGGACUUUUAUUUAUAUAUGACAUGACCAACUCGAGUUAUGGGAAUUUUGACUAUGAUCUGUGUGUCAAGAUCCUCAAUUUGCUCAAGGGGGCGUUUCCUGCUCGUUUAAAAUGUGUCUUCAUCGUGUCCUCACCUCUAUGGUUUCGAGCACCCUUUACGGUUCUUCGCCUCUUUGUCCGUGAGAAGCUGAGAGAACGGGUGUGCACAGUGAAGGCUCAUGAACUGGCCAGCCACAUCCCAGUCUCCUCCCUCCCUGAGCACCUGGGUGGGACAUCCCAGUACAGCCACAUAGCCUGGAUCCAGUCCUGCAUCAACGCCAACACUGUAGAGGGUGACACAACAGUACAUGACACACAUGAUUGCAUGGGAAGCCUAUUGCGCUCUUACGGCCUUGAGUGCGGGGACUCGAGCACUGUCACGACGCAGACUCAGGACCGUUUGGCUACUCCGCUGGGGUGUGACCUUCCCAUGCCUAACUCUAACUCCAAUGAUGAUAGCAAUGCGAACCCGCACAACCACUGCGUUGUGGAGGAGGGCAGGACUUUGGGUAAUUCUGCUUCCAAUAGACUGCAGGGGAACCACCAACACUGGAAUGGAUCAGCUGGGACUGGAAACAACAUGGCUGUUAGUGGCCUGAGCACCAAUUCUAACACGUAUGGUCGUGGACGACAUGCUCCCCCCCAGUCGGACACACCUCCUGACACGCCACUCUCUCACAAAGGCAAUGAGGACGCAGUGGAUUGCAGGACAGCAGAUUGGGAUCAUGGAUCUCUGAGUGAGCAUAUUAAAGGAACGGAUGAAGAGGGUGAGGAAGAGGAGGGCGUGCCACCAUUGCCCCAGAAAUCUUUGCCUCGGCCACCUCACCAGCCCGCCUCCCAGAGGUCACACUUGCAAUGGGGUGCUGAUGACGAGGACUGCCGCAUGGAGGAAUCUAUUCACAUGCCGGAACAGGGAGGAAUGGCGAUGCAUGAGCUGGUAGAUCAUGUGAAGAGAAAGAAAAAGAAAGGGAUCUAUCAGGAGUAUGAGGAGAUUCGGAAGGAGCCACCAGCGGGGACCUUUGACUACUCCAAGAAACUCUCCAAUCAGCUCAAAAACCGGUACAGUGAUGUUCUAUGUCUGGACCAAUCCAGAGUUCGACUCUGCCAGCUCUGUGACGAUGACGACGACGAGACUUCCGAUUACAUUAAUGCAAGCUUCAUGGAUGGCUACAAGAGAAGAAGGGCUUAUAUUGCUACUCAGGGUCCUCUGCCAAAAACAUUCGGGGACUUUUGGCGCAUGGUGUGGGAGCAGAUGGUACUUAUUAUUGUUAUGACAACACGAGUGGUGGAGCGAGGGCGUGUAAAGUGCGGUCAGUACUGGCCACUGGAAGAAGGCAAAACAGAGCAACAUGGAUGUUUCCUGGUUAGAAACACCCACAUCCAAGUCUUCCAGGACUUCAAACUCUCACAUCUGGAGCUCUAUAAUACCCAAUCUGGGGAGAGACGAGAUGUGUGCCACUACCUCUACGUCAGCUGGCCAGACUUCGGGGUGCCAAAGAGUGCAUCAGCCAUGUUGGACUUUCGCGAGCAUGUACUUCAGAGGCAGAAAGUUGCAGUUCAAAGUCUGGGCUCCAGUUGGAAAGGGCCUCCAGGGGGCCCUCCUGUGGUCGUCCAUUGCAGUGCUGGUAUCGGCCGGACAGGCACCUUCUGCACACUGGACAUCUGCCUGUCGAGGCUGGAGGAUAUCGGCACAGUAGACAUCCAUCAGACAGUACGGCGAAUGCGUACACAGAGGGCUUUCAGCAUCCAGACGUGGGACCAGUACUACUUCUGCUACACCGCGGUCAUCGAAUAUGCCAUGCGCCGCGGGAAGUUGAGCCCAGUGCAGUGGUCUGACUCUGAUAUAGAGACCGACAGCGAGUGAAAGGCACACAGGGGCAAGAAGUCGACGUAAGCCAAUGUCAGCAGGGGGAAGUUCUGCCAUGGGAAAAGUGGACAUCUUGCACUUCAUGUAAUGAUGCUCCAAUACAUGAGUCUCUCGUGUAAACAUACGAAUGGGGAGACCUGAAGAGCUUGCCAAGAAAACUUUUGGAGAGUCUUGCCAAUUUCAGAGCAAAUGGCACAGGCACUCAGCCUGCCCUGCACUUGUCCCCAUGAAAAGAACAAUGUAGCAUUUUCUACUGACUUGCACAUGAGGAAUGGCAAACUUGAACCAACCGAAACUUUUAUAUCCCCACUCAAACUUUUCUGCCAUUGCCUUUUCAAGAGGGGAUGCUUUUGAAUGAGACGGAAUUUGACGGAUCAGCGUGUGAGCCAUUUCAGGAUUUUAUUUGAUCUUUUAAGUCCCGUGACAUUUUUUUCCUCCUAUGGUGCAGUUUUUACAUGUGUUUCAUACAUAAUGUGCGAAAUGUAGACUAACGUUCCAAAGCCAAAGUCAUCAACCAAAUGCUUGGAUGUACUCCCUACUAAGAUACUUUAGACUGAAACCAUGUAUAUUCUUGUAACAUACAGCUAAAUUUAUACAUUGUUGUGCAUAAUAACCUCUUAAAGAGGGGCAAAAUUGCCCUGUUUUAAUAUAAUGGUUUUAAAGCUGGAUAGAAAAACUAUGUCGCACGCCAGGCUAUAAAAAUAUCAGUUGUAUUAAAAGUGAUGCCAAGUGUGACAGUUUUACUAUUAUGUGAUUUGACUGCUUAAUCUUAUUCCAUAACCCUGUCCGUUAUUACUCCUAACUCCUGAGACAUAUUCUGCCUCAGAUAAUUGUGCCUUCAGGUUGUUCUUUUUCUUUAACGUCACAAUGCAGCAGAUAUACUGUAGUAAUAAAAGCCGAGGUCGUGCACUUGCAUAGUAUACAGUACACUUUUUUUUUUAACCUUUAGUGCUGCCACUUCCGAAUAAUAGGAAAGUCAUGAGUGGACAAAAUUCUGGUUCGUCUAUCAUUUGACCUCAGGGGCGUGUUUAUUUUUUUAAUCCGUUACUACAUUUUGCAUCUAAAUUAUACAACAUACUAUAUCUUUUAUUUUGUAUUUUUACUGUAUUUUAACCACCUAUAUUUAUGACUUUGUAGAAAAAAAUACAGGUUCAAAAUCACUGAAUGUUGGUACGACACCACAGCAGAAUUUUGCGGUAAGCUGAACAAAUCAGAUGGGAGUUGAACUAUCGAUAUAUUUUUGUUGGUAAGCAAUGGAGUGCUGGAAAAUAUCUUAAAAUACUAUUUUCAAAACUGACUUGUACAAUUUCUGAUUGUUCAAUUGCUUUGGGAGUAUUUUGCUUGACAACAUUUUAGUCUGGCUAAUGUAAGAACUGUAUUGGAACAAAAAAAAAGGUCGAUUGACUGGUUUGUUAGCAUGAUGAACACGAGCCUUGAAUGUUUUAAGGGGACUGCUACUUGGUCCAUAUUUGUGUAUUUGGGCUUCUCAAUGCCAAAGGCUGAGACUCACCUAACAUAUCUUCAGCAUGGACCUCCCAAUUCAGCCUCACAGCCACUAAUACACAAGGAGAGUCUCAGGAGCACGUCGAAUAACAAAUAUCAUGGUAUAGCUUGAAUAAGUGAAAGUACAGAAGCAUCUGGAUUCUCCAUGUUGUCAACUUGUUGUAUGGCGUGUCCAUAUUUUUUUUUUUUUUUUACUGUUCUGUAUCUUGUGAUUUGAAUGUUGGCCUUUUUACACCCUGUAUGCCUGGCUAGCCCAUUAAAGCAAUGCUAUC